AUGCAUGCCACUCUUUUAUCCUCGGCCUUGGCUAUUGGGCUAGCCCAGGCGUACACCGUCACCAACAGUGGCCGGUUUAUGUACAAAAACAUCGAUCCGAUCGUCUUGCCUGGACAAUAUACCAGCCAUAUGCACAGCUUCUUUGGCUCUGAUGCCGUCAAUAUCAACACCACCACCUCUGCUGACCUGCAGAAAGGAUGCAUUAGCACUGAAAACCUAAACGACUUUUCCACCUACUGGGUUCCCACUCUCUACCAUGUCGACGGUGACAACUACACUGCCAUCUCUCCCUACCGAUUCAGCGCCUACUACGAAAGAACCGCCAGCGCCGAGAUGGCCAUUCCCCAGAACCUCAAAAUGGUGGCGGGAAAUUACUCGGCCACAUCCCAGGAUGGAGUCGACAGCAACGCAGGCAUCACAUGGUUCUGCGAAGGCAGCGAUUCAGGCGACAAAGAUGGCGAUGCUGCCUUUCCCACCAAGACCUGCGACACGCAUAUGCAGACACUGCUUCUCUUCCCGGACUGCGCCAACAACAAGACCUUGGAGUAUGCGUACUCGGGCAACCCCGACUACAAUCCGGGAUACCGUGAGAACCGCUGUCCAAAGGAUAUGUAUCGCAUUCCUCGUCUUCGCUUCUCCAUCCGCUAUGAUCUGCGCAAGAUCCUUCCCGACGGCUGGUCUGGCCCUCCCCCUCUGCAGCUUUCCUCUGGCUCGUCAUACUCCACGCAUGGUGAUUUUAUCAUGGGCUGGCUUCCCGAGGCAGCAGACAACAUGGUCAAGGACGCCCCUUCCAACGAUAGGGAAUAUUUCAGAGUCUUGGGUCCGAACGACAUCAAAAAGAACGGUUCUGUCUGUACGAAUGCAACUGACAGUGACCCAAGUCAUGGCACGAGUGAUUACUUGACGAGUCUGAAGAUGAUGGGAAAGAGUAUGAGGAGACAUCUGGCCAGCCACCGACGGGGACAUUAUUAA
Molecule: messenger RNA, 972 nt
Organism: Aspergillus wentii DTO 134E9
Lineage: Eukaryota; Fungi; Ascomycota; Eurotiomycetes; Eurotiales; Aspergillaceae
Product: DUF1996 domain-containing protein
Exons: 2
Coding region: 1-972 (323 amino acids)
Source: RefSeq, a predicted model, not a curated record